UAGGACAACAAAGAAAGAAUAAAAAACAGUCACUCAUUUCUAUUACCACCAUUCCCUUUGCUUUGCUUUCCAUCUAAGCCCCCCAACUCCCUUCUUUUACACCUCUCUCUCUUCCUUCAAGAACCCUCUGCUCUCAUUUUUCUGCUACAAUCAUCAUAAACCACAGAAAAGGAUUCAAGUACUCUUUACCAAAAACAGGGUUCACUUCUCCCAUCUUAAUUUCAGGUACAUCAAAAAUUACCAUAAUUACAUUUUUUUUCCUCUAGUCUUGAAAGUUUUUAUUUUGUUUUUGCCAAUUUCAAGUUAUUUCUUCCGAUUUAUGAAGGAGUAGCUAGGGAAAAUAUGGGUUCAGUUGGACCACCACAAGGUUUGGUACCUUAUGAAAAUGUUAGAGAUUGUUCACAGGGAUUUUGUAGUUUCAGUUGUCCUCAAUGGUGUUACAUAAUAUUCCCACCACCACCACCGUUCGGAUUCUCCGACGACGAUUCCUCCGGUACAAAUUUCUCCCCGUUAGUCAUCGCGAUUAUCGGUAUACUAGCUAGUGCUUUCCUUAUUGUUAGUUAUUAUACUGUAAUUUCUAAGUAUUGUGGGAAUUUGGGUUCAUCUAGUUCAAGAACAAACAGUGACAACAAUAAUGAGUCGAAUGAGAAUAAUCAAGAACCGUGGCAGAUUCCGAAUACCGGAUUAGACGAGGCGUUAAUUAAGACGAUAACUGUUUGUAAGUACUCGAAAAAAGAUGGAUUUAUCGACGGAACGGAUUGUUCUGUGUGUUUAAGUGAAUUCCAGGAGAAUGAGAGUUUAAGGCUUUUGCCGAAAUGUAGUCAUGCUUUUCAUCUUUCGUGUAUCGAUACAUGGCUUAAGUCGCACGCGAAUUGCCCGCUGUGCAGGGCUAACAUUGUAUGUACUAGUCCUGCGCCACUGCCUUCAGUUCAAGAUGAUAGUUCGCAAGUAUGCGAACAAGGAGAAGAACUGGAAAGGAGUAGUGGUAAUGGUAAUCGAAACGUUAGUUCUUCGGCGAGUGUUGUUGGAGACUCGGAGGAAAAUAACAAUGAUACAAUCAUUGAGAUUAGAGAUGAGGCAGGAGUUCAACAAAUUAGAAGGUCAAUAUCAAUGGGGAAUAUGUCUCGAGGAGAUCGUCUUUCUAUUGCAGACAUUUUGUGUGAUAAUCAAGAUGAGCAUUGUCAUCACGAUUCUCAUAUAACCGAAGAACAUGGAGGAUUUCAAGAGGGUACUGAAUCAUCCUCGUCGAGAAAACAAAAUGUGGGUUCAACAGCUAACAAGUUGAUUCACACUAGAAGCAAGGUGCUGCAUUGUGUUAUGAGUCCGGUCACGAUGAAACGCUCGACUUCUUCGGGUGGAAGAUUCUUGUUUGGUACCAGACAUGGAAGAUCAUCAUCAAGGAAUUUGGAUACUCUCCCAUUGUAAGAUUUAAGAAUAAGUUCAUAUAUGCCUACGGGGUUCAAGAUAGAAAACAAUACAGGUCAUGUACAAGGUCUGAAAGACAUUGCAAGAAUUCUUGUUGUAAGUUUUUCAGUACAAUUAUUUAUUGGAUUUCACUCUCAUAGAAAGAAAAAUCCCAUUCAAAAGAAAAACAUGUGUUGGAUUCUUAUUUUCAGUUCUACAUUUUGUGAA
This is a messenger RNA of Papaver somniferum (opium poppy), 1632 nucleotides long. Its product is annotated as E3 ubiquitin-protein ligase Os04g0590900-like. The record is from RefSeq and is a predicted model, not a curated record. The coding region runs from base 343 to 1425 and encodes 360 amino acids. Gene Ontology annotation, molecular function: transferase activity. The transcript has a single exon. NCBI's taxonomy places the organism in Eukaryota, Viridiplantae, Streptophyta, Magnoliopsida, Ranunculales, Papaveraceae. Gene Ontology annotation, biological process: protein ubiquitination.